UGGGGCUGCCUUACCCAUUUAACUAAUGUUUCAUUCGUACAAACUGUCACAUUGCCAACUAUACCAUCCCCUCUUCCACCACCUCAACUUGUCUUCCUUUUUCUUCUUGAAUAUAGCUAUCUAUUCAUUAUUUUGGAUGCGGGUAAUUAAUUUGUAAGCAAUGGCAAUCGCUGCCGCCAUUAUUCUUCCUAUUGGUCUUCUCUUCCUUUUAUCUGGCCUCAUUAUCAACUUUAUUCAGGCACUUCUCUUCAUUCUAGUUCGACCCUUUACAAAAAAGGUAUACAUAAGGAUAAACAAAGAAGUAACAGAAUUGUUAUGGUUGGAACUCAUCUGGCUUUUCGACUGGUGGGCAAAUGUUAAGGUUGAGCUAUACACAAAUCAAGAAACUUAUGGGUUAAUGGGAAAAGAGCCUGCACUAAUAAUCUCCAACCAUAGAAGUGACAUUGACUGGCUUGUUGGAUGGGUCAUAGCUCAGCGAGUAGGUUGCCUCGGUAGCACAAUUGCUUUGGCAAAGAAGUCUCUAUCAUAUCUUCCAGUUUUGGGAUGGUCAAUGUGGUUUGCUGGUAAUAUCAGUCUUCAGAGAAGCUGGGCCAAGGAUGAAAACACUUUGAAGUCAGGAUUCCAAGAGCUAAAUGAUUUCCACCAACCUUUUUGGUUGGCUGUUUUUGUAGAAGGAACUCGCUUUACACACGCAAAGCUUUUAGCAGCUCAAGAAUAUGCUGUUUCUGCAGGAAAACCUAUCCCAAGGAAUGUUUUGAUUCCUCGAACCAAGGGUUUUGUUGCAGCAGUAAGCCAUUUGCGUUCCGUUGUUCCAGCAAUUUAUAAUAUAACAUUUGCAAUUCCUAAAGAUAAGCCUCGACCGACAUUGCUAAGAUUGCUUAGAGGAUGCUCUUCUGUGGUCCAUGUGCGUGUUGAACGCUGUUUGAUGCAGGAAUUACCAGAAGAUGAGAGUGGCAUUGCGCAAUGGUGCAGAGAUGUUUUUGUUGUAAAGGAUGCUUUAUUGGACCGGCAUCUUGCUACGGAUACAUUUGGUGACCAAGAAUGUCAAGAUAUUGGAAGACCAAAAAAAUCCUUAAUGGUUGUUAUCUCUUGGUCAUGUUUCCUUUUCUUUAGCGCGAUAAAAUUUUUCGAGUGGUGUCCAUUCUCUUGGGGAGCAGUUGUAUUUUGUGCAGUUUUCAUGGUCUUGGUCCUAGUCUUGAUGCAGAUACUCAUCAUCUUUUCCAAGUCAGAAAAACCUACUGCUCCUAAAGUACUUCCUCCAAAUACAUUGAAGGAAAACCUACUUCCUGCAUGAUGAUUUGAUGAAAAUUUUAGAUGGUUCAACUGGUUGUAUAUAGGGAUAAUUUCCUCAAACACGCUUUAACACUUCCAGAGAUUAGAGUAUCCAAACUUGAGGAGAGGACUAAGAAGGGCUGGUUUUUGCAAGAGAUUUUUGAAGAUCGACAUUCUUUGAUUCUUUGGUGGCUCUAACUUUCUUACUGUUCUUUGAUUUGUUAUUCAUGAUUUGCCUCCUAUGAAAGUAUCAGGAAUAUGUUUAGGUUUAGUAGUUUACAAAUUAUCCAAUUGUAUCUUAAUAUUUGUUCCAUUGUAUGUGAAAAGUUGCUACAGUUGUAUCAUUUAUUUGACACAGAAAACAUGAGCUGGAGCUGGUA
Molecule: messenger RNA, 1652 nt
Organism: Lycium ferocissimum
Lineage: Eukaryota; Viridiplantae; Streptophyta; Magnoliopsida; Solanales; Solanaceae
Product: 1-acyl-sn-glycerol-3-phosphate acyltransferase PLS1-like
Exons: 11
Coding region: 161-1294 (377 amino acids)
Cellular component (GO): endomembrane system
Molecular function (GO): 1-acylglycerol-3-phosphate O-acyltransferase activity
Source: RefSeq, a predicted model, not a curated record